Messenger RNA from Limulus polyphemus (Atlantic horseshoe crab), 713 nucleotides. Its product is annotated as IDLSRF-like peptide. Gene Ontology annotation, molecular function: protein binding. The transcript has 3 exons. The annotation marks the transcript as partial. Lineage: Eukaryota; Metazoa; Arthropoda; Merostomata; Xiphosura; Limulidae. The record is from RefSeq and is a predicted model, not a curated record.
AUGAUAACGACCGGUGCCAUCCCACUCGACCGUUUCGGUGUCCAGGAGACGAAACUAUCUGUAUUUCCAUCCAGUACUUGUGUGACGGAGCCCCGGACUGCCCCGACGGCUAUGACGAAGAUCAUCGUCUCUGUACUGCUGCAAAGCGUCCUCCCGUGGAAGAAACGGCAAACUUUCUACAGACUCUCCUGGCAAAUCACGGACCAAAUUAUCUUGAAAAACUUUUCGGGGAUAAGGCACGAGAUGCUUUAGAGCCGCUCGGGGGAAUACAGAAAGUUGCUGUUGCCCUUUCAGAAAGCGAGACCUUGGAAGACUUUGGAAUAGCUUUACAUCUGAUGAGAACAGACCUUGACCACCUGAGAAAUGUCUUCAGGGCUGUUGCAACAGACGACGUGGGCAUGCUGAAAUCUCUUGGCAUCCGGGACUCUGAACUUGCUGACGUCAAGUUUUUUCUGGACAAGCUUGUUAGCACAGGCUUUAUGGAAUAACGGACAACUGCUUUGUCAACUUUUUAAGAUACCUUAUCCUCCUGUCCUGGCUAGUCAAUAAGAUUUAAUCACUUUAUACAUUUUGUAAGCACUUGAUAUUAUGCUGAACGAGAACAAUUAAUAUGAUGUUAUAUUCAGUUUACUGGCCAAAUUUCAGAUUCAAGCCGGUUUUUUUUUUCUUUGUUUUUUUCAGAUGUAAUGAAGUUAUUGAACUAAAACAAAAAA